Rotaria sp. Silwood1 is the source of this 1347-nucleotide messenger RNA. The record is from the annotation of a GenBank genome assembly. NCBI's taxonomy places the organism in Eukaryota, Metazoa, Rotifera, Eurotatoria, Philodinida, Philodinidae.
AUGGCAACUAAUAAAAGUAUUACUGUUGAAGAAUUAACUACCUGUACGAUUUGUCGAGAAUCUUUCAAAGAUCCACGUCUAUUACCUUGUUCGCAUACUUAUUGUCGACAAUGCAUUGAACGUAUGGCUUCUGAGAAUAAAGACCAAUUUGAAUGUCCACUACGAGAUGGAUUUGUGGCAAUGAAAAAAAAUAUCCGCUCAUUACCUCUUAACAAAGCAAUACGUGAUUUAGUAGAAUUACACGCUUCAAUCGAAGAACUAAAUCGAUGCACUAAUUGUCGUAUGGUCAAGGCUAAAUAUGCAUGUAACAAAUGUGAAAAUGAAAACUUUUGUUCAUCAUGUUAUGAAACUGUUCAUACACCUCCAGUCAUGCAAAAACAUCAACGUCUUUCCAAGGAUGAAAAACCACCAGAAGCUAUUCCAUGUAUAAUACAUCCAAAAAAAUCAUUGGAAUAUUGGUGUCUUAUAUGUUCAAAACUUAUAUGUAUUGAUUGUUUAUUAUUUCAACAUAAAGAUCACAAUUAUAUUUUAUUAGACGAUGUCAUACAAGGAUUUAAAACUAAGAUAAAUAUUAAUUUACAAAGUAUUCAAUCAUCUUUACAUUAUAAAAUUAAUCAAGCAGAUAUAUUAUUAAAUAUAAUUGAUAAUAAUAGUAAAUCUAGUCGACAAAAAAUGAUUGAAACUAUGGCAGAAAUACGUCGGGUUAUUGAUGAACAUGAGAAGAACAUAUUACAAAAUAUUUCAAAUACUGAAAAAGAACAAAAAAAACGAAUUGAAGAUUAUAAAAUUCCCUUGACGAAUGAAUUGCAACGUUUGAAUAUGCAAAAAAUAUUUUUUGAAAUGUUUUCAUCAAUCAAAAAUCAUACAAAACUAUUAGAAGCCAAAGAAGGUUUUGAUGAUUAUGUGAAUGAAACAAAUGAAAAAUUAAAAUUAUUACCAAUGCCAACUAUAACUGAGUAUUUUUUAGAAGGAAUCCAUAAAUUUCCUAGUUUAAAAGAAAAAAUUCUUCAAUGUGGAAGAUAUGUUGAAGUUCUACGAUAUCAUAAUCCGCAACUUGAAGAAUUUAUUACUGAUAACCGAACAAAUCCAGAACUUGAUUUAAAGCUUAGACAUUUAGUAUUUGGUGGUCCAGCUAAAAAGUAUGGUCUAGGUAAAGAUUUAUCUAGUGAAGAAGGUAGUAAUUCUGAUGAAGUUACAACAAGUCCAAAUGAAAUAGCUGUUGGUCGUAGUUUCACAUGCAAUUCAAUGACUGGUGACUUUUUGUGCGCUGGAUGGCCUGGAGCAUGGAGAUGCCAAUGUGGUUCAGCCUGUUACAAUAACGUUUGUACAUGCAACCGUUGUAUUUAA